This is a messenger RNA of Arachis stenosperma, 4839 nucleotides long. RefSeq names its product putative disease resistance RPP13-like protein 1. Gene Ontology annotation, biological process: defense response to other organism. The coding region runs from base 166 to 3498 and encodes 1110 amino acids. Gene Ontology annotation, molecular function: protein binding; ADP binding. NCBI's taxonomy places the organism in Eukaryota, Viridiplantae, Streptophyta, Magnoliopsida, Fabales, Fabaceae. The record is from RefSeq and is a predicted model, not a curated record. The transcript is spliced from 6 exons.
AUUGAUCAAGUCAAUUUUAGUCACCACACAAAUCAAAGACUUCCCUUAGUUCCUGUUUGGGAAAACCCAGAGACUACAUUGCAAACUGUGAACCCUUCUUCCCUCAUCCUUCACCUUUCUUUCUUUCUUUGUUGUGAUCUCAUCCGCUGCACUUGAGAUCCAAUCAUGGCUGCAAAACUUGAUGGUGGAGCUUAUCUCACCUCCUUUGUUGAUGCUAUUUUGGAGAAGCUUUCUCCAAUACUUGAAGACGACUCAUUCCUGGAAAGGAACAUCUUGCUUGGAAGGUUGGAGAAAACUCUGUAUGAGGCUGGACCUGUUCUUGAUGAUGCUGAGCAGAAGCAGUUCACUGACAAGAAAGUGAAGAAGUGGCUUCUUGAUCUCCAAGAUGCUCUCUAUAAGGCUGAUGAUUUGGUCGAUGAGCUCUCCACUCAGGCCGCCAUCGCCACCGCUCUAAGAGAUCCAGGUAUCUCUUCUUCCUGUUCUUCUCUUGUUGAUUCAUAUAUUGAAGAUACUGGUGACAUGGAAAAAAUAGUUCGUACACUAGAGUCUGUUGUAGCAAAGAAAAAUCAUCAUCGGCUGAAAGAGUGCACCAAGGUGGACAUGUCGUCAUGGAGAACUCCAUCAACAUCUCUCGUUGUAAGCUCUGCCAUAUUUGGUCGGGACAAAGACAAGGAGAAGAUAAUCAAAUUGCUGAUAGAUGAUACUCGUCAUGCUGAAUCACCUGUGACUGUCAUCCCCAUUGUGGGUAUGGGCGGAAUAGGAAAAACUACUUUGGCUCAAUUGGUUUACAAUGAUGACCAAGUGCAGCAAAAGUUUAAUGUUAAAGCAUGGGUUUGUGUUGGUGAAGCAUUUGAUGUUCUUAAGGUGACAAAGACUGUAGUGGAGAAAGCUACUUCUGGUUCUUGCAACAUGAAUGAUUUAGAUUCAUUUCAACAACGUUUGAGGACUGAGGUAACAGGGAAGACGUUUUUGGUUGUUCUGGAUGACAUGUGGACCAUUGAUUAUGAUGAUUGGAAAACUUUUCUAAUUCCCUUCCAAUGUGGAAGUCAGGGAGGAAAGAUUCUUGUAACAACCCGCAUUGAUGCUGUUGCUUCUAUGGUGAAAACAAUUCCAGCUCACAAUUUGAGUUUGUUGGAUGAUGAACAAUGCUGGUCUGUGUUUGCAAAUCAUGCAUUUUUCCCUACUGAAUCCAGAGAUCGUUUGGCUUUAGAAAAAGUUGGUAGAAAAAUUGUUGAGAAGUGCAAAGGACUGCCUUUGGCUGCUCAAUCACUUGGGGGCUUGCUGAGAACCAAGGAUAAUGUAAGCGACUGGGAAGAUGUUUUGGUGAGUGAGAUUUGGGAGUUUUCUGAAGAUGAGUGUAGGAUUCUUCCUGCAUUGAGAAUCAGCUAUCAUUAUCUCCCUUCACACUUAAAACGUUGCUUUGUCUAUUGUUCUUUAUAUCCCAAAGAUUAUGAAUUCAAUAGAGGUAAAUUGAUAUUGUUGUGGAUGGCUGAAGAUCUUUUGCAACAAUCAAAGAGUGGAAGCAUUUUAGAAGAAGUUGGAUAUAAAUACUUCAAUGAUUUAGCUGCACGAUCAUUCUUUCAACCUUCAAAGAAUGGUUAUGAAGAUUCAUUUGUGAUGCACGAUCUCAUGCAUGAUCUAGCGACAUUUUGUGGUGAAAAGUUCUUUGUUAGAAUCUCUGAACACGAGAAUGUAGCCCAACAUGAUACUAAAACUCGUCAUUUGUCAUAUGAUGUCAACGACAAUAAUUCAGUCCCGAAGAUAUUGGAAGUAUGUGAGAGUUUAAGUCAUGUGAGGACCCUGUUUCAAAUCAAGGCAGAUUUAUACCGUCAACACAAAGAGGGAAUUGAUCCUCGUGGCUUACUAGCACAGUUGAAGCGCUUACGUGUUUUGUCAUUUACAUCAUUUAAAAUUGAUAUAUUGCCUGAGUCAAUAGAUGAUUUGAUCCAUUUGCGUUAUUUGGAUCUCUCUGGUACACCUAUCGUGACAUUGCCCGAGUCCAUGAGUAACUUGUAUAAUUUACAAACAUUGAAGUUGAGAAGAUGUGAAAAACUUAAAAAGCUUCCAAGCAAGAUGCAAGAUCUUGUAAAUCUGCGCCAUCUGGAUAUUACAAGGACUAAUUUAGAAGAGAUGCCAAAAGGGAUGAGCAAAUUGAAAGAUUUGCAAUUUUUAAGUUGCUAUAUUGCGGGCAAACAUGAAGAGAAUGGGAUUGAAGAAUUGGGAGAGCUAGCACAUCUCCGUGAGUCAUUGUGGAUUACGAAAUUGGAGAAUGUUAAGAAUAGUGGUGAAGCAUCGAAUGCAAGGAUGGAUGAAAAAAUACACCUGAAUGCUUUAUAUUUGGUGUGGUCAUCAUAUGAAGAAAGUGAGGUUUGUGAUUCCGAAAGUGAAAAAGAUGUACUUGACAAAUUACGUCCUCACAAAGACUUGAAGAAGCUAUCCAUCGAGGGUUACAGAAGUAGCAUGUUUCCGGAUUGGGUAGGGCAGUCUUCGUACCACAACAUGACUUCGUUGGAGCUGAGUGGAUGCAGGAAUUGUUGGGUGGUUCCUUCACUUGGACAGUUACCCUCUCUGGAGAGGCUCGUUAUUGAAGAGUUCGAGAAGCUGAAGAAGAUUGGUGGGUCAUUCUAUAAGGGUGAUGGAACUCAUCAGCAUCAGGAGACACCCUUCCGAUCCCUUAAAUCUCUGGAAUUUUAUGUUAUGCCUUGCUGGGAGGAAUGGGAGUCAUAUGAAUGUGAUGAUGAUGAUGAUGCACCAUUUCCGAAACUUGAGACACUUGAGAUAUGGCUUUGUCCUAAGUUAAGAGGAGAUUUGCCCACUUUCCUUCCGUCUUUGAAAGAACUCGACAUUAGAGGAUGCAAGGAGCUUGGUUGUUAUCUGCCAAGAGCUCCCAUCCUACGCAAAUUAAGAAUAGAUGGCAAACAGGAAGCAAGAAUGCGGGAGCUACCACUUUCCAUGUUGGAGACACUAGAAAUUAAUGGAGAGCAGCAGGUGGAGUAUGUGUUUGAGGCCAUGACCCACACCCAACCAACCUCUCUCAUAGACCUACACAUCUCAGAGUGCUCAUCAGCCAUAUCAUUUCCAGGGAAUUCUUUGCCCCCUUCAUUGGAAUAUCUACACAUCUACGAUUGCAAGAAUGUAGAAUUCCCAAUGCAACACCAACAACAUGAGUCACUAACGAGUCUUACAAUAGACAACAGCUGUGAUUCGCUUACAUCCUUCGCAUUGCCAGCAUUCCCAAAUCUCAAGGAUCUCACAGUCACAAGACGUGAAAAUUUGACAUCUCUGGAGGUGUCACAGACACAGCCCCUCCAAUACUUAUCAAUUUCAGAGUGCCCUAAGCUGGAGAACAUAAUAAGGCUGCCUGCCUCUUUACAUUAUCUCGACAUCAAAGAAUGUCCGUUGUUGGGUGAAGGCAUAGAGAGGAAGGACCCCCACAUUUGGCCAUCCAUUUCCCACAUCCCCAACAUUUGUGUUGACGGCACAUGGGUGAAGGCAUAGAGAGGGACAUUUAAUGAUUCUUCUGGGACUUGUCAGUUUAAUGCAGUUCCGUUGUGCACCUCCAUUCUUCUACUUGUCUUACACCCAAAUGGAAGGCCUUUCAUUACCUUUCUUUGUGUUGCUCCUGCUUGCUUCCCCGUGCCCUUUGUUGGAUUUGCUAAGCUCAAUUUGGAGAGCCGGGGAACCUGGUCAAGAAUGAUUUCACGAGGUGUGGUCUCUGCAUCAAUACGAAAGCUGAAUUCAUGGAAGACACCAUCCUCAUACAAAAUCAAAAGAAGAAAUAAAUGAUGUAGAACAGAAUUUAGAUCAAUCAAAAUGCAACAAGAGCACCUUCAAUGAUAAGGAUACAGUUGGAGCAGCCUGUCAAAAAUUUAUCCUACUCUUUUUUGAGGUAUAGUGAUCUCAAAACAGUAUUCCUCAACUAAAGGAACAAAUGAAUUCUGAGGCAUGUCUUUCGACUACUUUUGCACCACCCCUUAGACUCACCCAAAUCUAAGGCCUUUCAUUACAUUUCUUGGUGUUGCUCUUGCUUGCUAGCUUGUGGCCCUCGUUGGUUUGCAAGAGACGAAUCGGAGCAAACUUGGAUUAAUUCUAAUUAGGAGACCAAAGGAAUCUGGGCAAGAAUGAUGGAGGAACAAUGAAUCCCAAACAAAUCAGAUGAGGUGCAGUCUCUGCAUCAAUUCAAAAGCAGAAUUCAUGGAAGACAUCAUCCUCGUACAAAAUCAAAAGAAGAAAUGGAUGAUGAAAAACAUAAUUUGCAAGGACAAAUAGACCAAUCAAAAUGCAACAAGAUUACCUUCAAAUCUUCAAUGAUAUGGAUACAGUUGGAGCAAUCUGUCAAAAAUAGACAGAAAGCUUACAAACUUUUCAAAGAAAAAAAGGAAGGACAAACUUAGUUUUAUAUUUUUAUUUACAGUAAACAAAUAUCUUUUUUUUUUCUUAAGAGUUUUCAUGCCUUUAUUGUUUCAUUCUAUUUUAGGAGAGCUGAUAUGAGUUAUUCUGUUUAUACCAAAGAGAGAGAGCUUAGAAAGUGAGAAUCAAUUUCUGUUAUGAAAAAGGCAAGAGAGCUAGGAUGUGAGAAUAUCUGGAAAAAGUCAUAGUGCCGUUUGAGAAAUUUGUUUUUUGUAUUGGCUUGAAUUGGUAUUUGUAACUUGAAUUUGUUUAUAGUGAAAAAUUCUACCAUUUGUUGUGGUGGAGACUGGAUGUAGAUCCCACUUUGGGAUUGAACCAGGAUACAUCGUGUUGUUCAUCUUCUCUAUUACAAUUUUCAUUCACAAUAUUGUUAUAAUUGUCAUCUGCAUAUGUUUUUGGCAAAUCAUGCAAUCAUUUUAUAAAAUCACC